This is a messenger RNA of Hemibagrus wyckioides, 6854 nucleotides long. It is a transcript of the gene nrap, whose product is annotated as nebulin-related anchoring protein. The record is from RefSeq and is a predicted model, not a curated record. NCBI's taxonomy places the organism in Eukaryota, Metazoa, Chordata, Actinopteri, Siluriformes, Bagridae. Gene Ontology annotation, cellular component: Z disc. The coding region runs from base 616 to 6204 and encodes 1862 amino acids. Gene Ontology annotation, molecular function: actin filament binding. The transcript has 42 exons. Gene Ontology annotation, biological process: cardiac muscle thin filament assembly.
UGAACCCGGAACCCUCUAGAUAAAUAUCCUCAAUUUAAAUAGAAUAAUAACUAUAAAAUUAUAAAAACUUUUGCCAGACUAGCCGGACUGUGGCUGGCUAUCAGCCAGUGUAAAAUUAUUUACUAAAAAAAUAAAAACAGAUUUAAAAAUGAGUAAGCAUGAUAAAAGUAAGCACAUUUAUAAUGCACCUAUUACACGUGCAACCAGCAAGCUCUGUGUGACUUCAUUCACCUAUUUUUGAACACAACCGAAAGACGUGGAGGCCACUGUGACUAAGCUCCCGAAAUGUACAACAGCAAACUUAGUGUUCGGUUACAUAAACACAGUAGCAUCUUUUCCCCCCUAGCCACUAACAGACAGCUUGACAGCCAGUUGCAUGAGCGUCAGCGUCUGAAGAGGGGUGGAACCUUACAUCCACUACAUGUAAUAGACAGAGCUGAAGUGUAACAGAUCUAAGUUUAACACAGGUCAGAGAGUGAGCCACAAUUGGGAACAGUGAACUAUCUGGAACGCAUUGCCUUCCCCAGCUGAGGUCCGCCGAAGACUACUGAUUUUGGAGAACUUUUUAAUAUAUGCCCUUAUAUUUUUUGUAGUGAGUACAUUAAUAGGGAAAAGAUGAAUAUUCAAAACUGUGCUAGGUGUGGAUUUGUUGUGUAUCCUGCUGAAAAGGUUAAUCUCAUUGGUCAGAACUGGCACAAAGCAUGCUUUCACUGUGAGAUCUGUAAGAUGGUUCUUACAGCCAAUAAUUACAUCAGCCAUCAGAAGAGGCCAUAUUGUCAAGUACACAAUCCAAAGAACAACACCUUUACUAGUGUCUAUGAAACCCCUGUCAACAUUAAUGCCAAGAAACAGGCACAAGCUGUCAGUGAGAUUAAAUAUAGAGAGGAUGGUGAACGCUUCAUGUCCACCUUCCACUAUGACAUGUCCAAAGAGAUAGAGCACGCUCGUAAGGCCAGCCAAAUGACCAGCCAGGGCUACAAUUCUGAAUUUUCAGAGCAGCAGGUAUGGUACUCGGGGAGCGCAAGCAGCCAGGAGGUAGUUCGCAUGUCUCAGGCACAGAAAAUCAUCAGUGAUGUGGAGUACAAGCGUGGCCAUGAGGAGCGAGUGACACAGUUCACCUCUGUAACUGACACACCUGAGAUGCUACAUGCUAAGACUGGAACUUCACUGGCAAGCGAUGUGAAAUACACAGAGGGGUAUGAGCAAUCCAAAGGAAAAGGCAGCUUCCCGGCCAUGCUCACUCCAGCUUACGAAGUGGCCAAGAAAGCCAACACUCUGGCGAGCAAUGUCGAGUACAAGAAGGGACACGAGGAUAGGGUUUCAAAAUACACCACUGUGAUAGAUACACCUGAGGUACUACUGGCUAAAAGUCAAGGAAAGAUUGCUAGUGAUGUUGUCUACGUGGAGGAAUAUGAACAGCAGCGGGGGAAAGGAAGCUUCCCUGCUCACUUUACUCCUGGUUACCAAGUGGCCAAGAAAGCAAAUGAAAUGGCUAGCAAAGUUAAGUACCAACAGAGGUAUGAACAAGAGAUAAAGGGUAAAGCUUGCACUGAUGCUGGAGCAGCUGAGUUCACUUUGGCUAAAGAAAAUGCGGAAAAGUUUAGCCAGCAUGCCUAUACAGAGGAAUAUGAGCAGCAGCGAGGCAAAGGAAGCUUUCCAGCUAUGAUCACUCCUGGAUACCAGAUGGCCAAGAAAGCCAAUGACAUGGCCAGUGAUCUGAAAUAUAAGAAGGACCUGAAUAAGAUGAAGGGCUCUGCCUCUGCCUACCAUUGCUUGACCUCUGAAGACAACCUGGCUCUGAAGAAUGCCUGCAAGAUCAACAAGCUCGUUAGUGAGGUUGAAUACAAGAAGGAUCUCGAGAACACAAAAGGACACAGCAUCAACUAUUGUGAGACACCACAGUUUAAAAAUGUGUCCAAGAUUGCCCAGUAUACCAGUGAUAAUAAAUAUAAGGAGAAGUAUGCAAAUCACAUGAAGGGUCACUAUGAAGGAACUGGGCUUGACAAGAAAACUAUGCAUGCCAUGAAAGUUAGAAAGCUGGCCAGUGAUAUUUCUUAUAAGUCAGAACAUGAACAGGAGCAGGGUGAAUACAACUAUCCUGCUGAAAUCACCCCAGGUUAUCAGGCCCAGAAGAAACUGGAGCCUCUCAAAGAUAAAAAUUAUAGACAGCACAUUGACAAGCUGAAAUACAGUCAGGUGACAGAUACUCCUGACAUCGUUCAAGCCCGAAUCAAUGCACAGCAACUUAGUGAUUUGAACUACAAAGCCAACUAUGAGAAAUCUAAGACCCAGUAUACCUUAUCUCAAGAUACACCACAGCUUAAGAAAGCCAAAGCCAAUGCAGAGCUCAUUAGCGAUAUCAAGUAUAAAGAGGAGUGGGAGAAGAAUAAAUCUAAAGCGUGUGACAUUGGUGUGGACACACUGACCUUCAAAGCUGCUAAAGCUUCAAGAGAUCUGGCCAGUGAUAUUAAAUACAAAGAGACAUUUACAAAGAACAAGGACAAAGCAGUUGGUGUGAAUGUAAGUGAUUCGAAGACUCUCCACUGUCUUCAAGUGGCCAAGUUGAGCAGUGAGAUUGCCUAUAAGAAGGACUCAAAGGAGACUCAGACCAAGUGUCACCUGCCUAUGGACAUGGUGAAUCUAAACCAUGCGAAGAAGGCCCAAGCACUGGCCAGUGAUCUGGACUACAGGAAGAAGCUUCAUGACUACACCAUCCUGCCUGAUGACAUCAAAGUGCAGCAGGCUAAGAAGGCCUACAACCUGCAGAGCGAUAACCAGUACCGCUCUGAUCUGAUCUGGAUGAAGGGAGUGGGCUGGGAGGCUGAUGGUAGCCUGGAUGUUGCACAGGCCAAGAAAGCAGUAGAACUUGCAAGCGAUCAAAAAUACCGCCAAAAGGUGGACAGGGUGAAGUUCACCCAGGCAGCGGACACUCUGUCCAUCAAACAUGCCAAGAAGAGCCAGGAACUGCAGAGUGAUCUGGCAUACAAAGCAGGCACGGAGCAGAUCAUCCAUAAAUACACUGCAACCAAGGAUGAACCUCUCUACAGGCAGGCCAAAGCUAAUGCAGAGCUUCUCAGUGAUAAAACCUAUAAAAGUAGUUGGGAGGCCCAGAGGGACAAGGGCUUUGAGCUGCGCAUGGAUGCACUGUCUAUCCUUACUGCCAAAGCUAAGAGGGACCUUGCCAGUGAUGUAAAAUACAAGCAACAAUAUGAGAUGACAAAAGGAAAGAUGAUUGGGGUGAAGAAUGUGACAGAUGAUUCUCAGUUGGCUCACUCAACACUGGCCACUAAACUCCACAGUGACCGCAAUUAUAAGAAAGCAUAUGAGGACAGUAAGACCAGAUAUAGUGCAUCACUUGAUAUGAUGACCAUCAGUCAAGCUAAAAAGGCCCAGGAUCUGGCUACAGAGACCAACUACAGAACUUUCCUGCACGAGUACACAAGCCUGCCCAGUGACAUGAAAGUGGAUUGGGCCAAGAAAGCCUAUGGCCUACAGAGUGAUAAAACCUAUCGGUCAGAUCUGAACUGGAUGAAGGGUGUUGGCUGGGAGACUUCUGGAUCUCUUGAUGUAAUGCAGGCUAGGAAGGCUGGCAAUAUCAUCAGUGAGAAAAAAUAUCGUCAGAAUGUGAGUGGUCUGAAAUUCACCAGUGUGGAGGAUACACCAGAGAUGGUGCAAGCCAAACUCAGCAACAAACUGGCACUAGAUAGGUUGUACAAAGAGAAGGGCGAGAAUGAGAAGCACACUUACACACUCACAGAAGACCUUCCAGAGCAUGUGCAGGCUAAGAUAAAUGCUAUGAACAUCAGUGAGGUGAGCUUGUUUAAAUGUGUGCUUUGCUGUUUCAGUGCCACCAUCGUUCCUCACCUUAAUGUGCACUUAUUUAAUGUUCUUUCUUGUGUGUUUAUUUUUAAGACACGCUACAAAGAAUCAUGGACAAAACUCAGAGACGCAGGCUACAAAUUACAUUUGGACGCUAUUCCUUUCCAAGCAGCCAAAAGCUCUGGAGAGAUACUUAGCGAUCAAAAAUACAAAGAACAGUUUGAGAAGUCAAAGGGUAAGAUGAUUGGCUUGAAAGGAUUACAGGAUGACAUUAACAUUGCACACUCGGUGCAUGCCACCCAGCUACAGAGUGAUAUUAAAUAUAAGAAAGAUUCUGCUAAGGGACACUCUCAGUUCCACCUCCCAAUGGACAUGUUAGAUGUGGUUCAUGCUAAGAAGGCCCAGGCUCUGGUCAGUGACCAAGACUACAGAUUUACCCUGCACAACUACACUGUUCUGCCUGAUGACCUGAAGGUGCAAGCAGCCAAGAGAGCUUAUGAGCUGCAGAGUGAGAAAACAUACCGCUCUGAUAUGAAUUACCUGCGAGGAGCUGCCUGGAUCGCUACUGGUGCCUUACAGAUAGAAGGCUCCAAACAUGCAACAGAGCUGAUCAGUGAGAAAAAAUAUCGACAGCAGCCAUAUGCAUUUAAGCAUACAUCUGUUGCAGAUUCUCCUGAUAUCGUUCAUGCUAAGUUCAGCAACAAAAUUAGCAAUGAGCGUCUCUACAAAGAGAAAGGUGAGAACCUCAAGCAUAACUACACCAUCACAGCUGAACGUCCAGAGAUCACCCAGGCCAGGAUUAACACUGCUAACUUCAGUGAUACCAAGUACAAAGAGUCCUGGCACACUCUGAGAGCUCAGGGAUAUAAACUGACAAUGCAGGACAUUCCCUUCCAGGCAGCCAAGGCAUCCACAGGCAUUGCCAGCGAUUACAACUACAAGCAUAACCAUUUGUUGGAGAAAGGCAAGCACAUUGGAGCACGGAGUGUCAUGGAUGACUCUCACCUCCUACACUGCCGGCAGAUGGCACGUCUGCAGAGUGACAAGGACUACCGUAAAGAUGUCAUGUCCACCAGUGGGCAGUACCACCUUGGACUAGACCUCAUCAACCUGGUUCAUGCCAAGAAAGCCCAGGCCCUGGCCAGUGACCAGGAAUACAAGACUCACCUCCAUUCCUACACUGUAUUGCCUGAUGACAUGAAGACGCAGUGGGCAAAGAAGGCUUAUGAGCUGCAGAGCCAGAAUAUGUACAAAUCAGAUCUAAACUUCAUGAAAGGAGUGGCCUGGGACUCAGUUGGUGCACCUCAGAUUGAAUCUGCAAGAAAAGCUGGCGAGCUAAUCAGUGAUAAGAAAUAUCGUCAGCUUCCGGGCAAUCUGAAGUUUACCCAGGUGGCUGAUUCCCCUGAUAUCGUCCAUGCCAAGAACAGUUACAUCCAGUGCAGUGAGAGAUUGUACAAGUCUGGUGAUUCUGAGGCCAUGCACAAAUACACCCUACCCCCAGAUCACCCUGACUUCAUCAGAGCCAAGACCAACGCACAGCAGAUCAGUGAUAAAGUUUAUAAGGCAUCAGGUGACCAGGUGAAGUCAGCAGGCUAUGAUUUGAGACUAGAUGCUAUCCCCUUCCAGACAGCCAAGGCCUCUAGAGAAAUUGCUAGUGAUUUCCAUUACAAGGAGGCCUUUGUAAAACAGAGGGGCCAGCAGGUUGGUCUUCUCAGUGUUGAGGAUGACCCCAAGAUGAGACAUUCACUGGCUGUAGGCAAACUGCAGAGCGACAAUGAGUACAAGAAGCAGUUCCAGGAGACACGAUCUCAAUAUAAGAUCCAUGCAGACCAGCCAGAGUUCCUGCAUGCUAGGAAGAACCAGGCUCAAGCCAGUGACAUCAGAUACCGUCAGCAUCUCCAUAACUACACAUGUGACCCACAGCAGCUGAACUUCCAACACGCUAAACAGGCCUACAAGCUGCAGAGUGAUGUGAACUAUAAAUCUGACCUGAAUUGGAUUAAGGGGGUGGGCUGGACUCCUCCAGGAUCACAUAAGGUAGAAAUGGCCAGGAGAGCUGCUGAGCUUGGCCUGGCUGAGGGGCUGGACACUGACCAAGCCAUCUCUAAGUAUCAAGAAUUAAUGAUGCUCCAGCGCCAGUUGCAGUUGGAGAAUCAGCAGCAGAGCUCCUCAGAGGAGGCGGACACUACAGAGCAAGUUCAACAGUCUGUGGUCAAUCCUGAUGCAAUGGAGAUCCUUCAAGUCAAAAGGAAGAAGACCAUCCACACUACUUUCAAACAGGCAAAAACAACAAAGUCCAUGACGGUGCAGUCUGUAACAUCUAGCUCAUCUACAAACCACUCUCUCACCAACCAGUCCUCUGAGAAAAAAUUUAUUACAAAUUAGUGAUGAUUUCAUAAUGUACAGUAGUGUAAAGAAAGCAGUUUACAGUGAGGCCAUGUAGCGGUUGCUUUUCUAUCAGUAAUUCGACAGAGUAAAGUCAGGAAUAUUCUAAAAUGGAGUGAAGAAUAUUCAUAGAAACACAGUGAAUUUCAUCUGAAUGUGACAGUGAUGGAAGAAUUACGAAGGUGGUGUAGAGUAAAUGUAAUGAAAGUAUAUAAAUCCUGUUUGUUGAGGUAUUAAUAGGCGUAUAAGGAGGUUAUGAACUGUAAGCACAGGUGGAAUUAAGUCUUUUGGAGAGUGUCUUGUGCAUGUGAAGAAUGCAGAAUUACUGUAAUGGAAAGGCAAGCACCUUUCUUUUUAUUAAUGAACAAUUGAAGCAAACAGCUUGAAAUAGCUGGAAAAAUUUAUUUAACAGUAGUGUUGGAAGUCAAAUGUAUAACCGCUUUGUGUGUCACAGGUGGACAAUUAUUAUUUUAGACUGCCAAUGGCAGAAGAGUUAUAUAUUAAGAGAUGUUUGAUACAGUAUACUUUUUGCCUGGCAGGUUCAGCUUUUUCAGUAUGCCAAUAGCUACAGAGAUAAGCUUAAUUAAGAGUACAUGCUUGAUGUAUGACUUAUGACAAUGGGAUCCAAACAUAAAGGUUUUUGAAAACUA